Molecule: messenger RNA, 477 nt
Organism: Hibiscus syriacus
Lineage: Eukaryota; Viridiplantae; Streptophyta; Magnoliopsida; Malvales; Malvaceae
Exons: 3
Coding region: 1-477 (158 amino acids)
Source: RefSeq, a predicted model, not a curated record
AUGGAAGUUGAAGGGGACACACGUCUUACUCAAGAGGAUAAGAGUUCAAUGCACUUAGAAGAUACCAACCAAACUGCUGCUGAACCAGUUCAGGAGGUAUCUGGUGAUUCGUCUGGUAUAGGAAUGGUACAAACUGAAAGUUCAGUUGAGACCGAUGAAAUGAGUGAAGCCACUGGUCAAACAACAAUUAUAGCACUGCAAUGGAGCAUAAGCAUUCGCGAUAAAGAUUUUAUAAGUCCUCUUAGAACUCAAGUAGUCAGCCAAGGUUACCAAGGUACAACUUAUAGAGCUGAAACUGAUGUUAGCAAUGCAGCAUGUGCAAUGCCUGAUCGGCUAAAUAUUGAAGAAAAUGCAAAAAUAGUGAAAAAUGAAGACACAAUAAAAUCUGAAACGGUGUUGUUGGUCAGUGGAAAAAAUAUUAAUGAUCAGAGUUCUGAAGGAAAGUCUAGGGAAGAUGGCGUUUAUCAUCCAGUUUAA